Messenger RNA from Homo sapiens (human), 5126 nucleotides. RefSeq names its product septin 10 (gene SEPTIN10). Gene Ontology annotation, molecular function: GTP binding. The record is from RefSeq and is marked reviewed. Gene Ontology annotation, cellular component: cytoskeleton; cytoplasm; motile cilium. The transcript is spliced from 10 exons. The coding region runs from base 554 to 1879 and encodes 441 amino acids. Lineage: Eukaryota; Metazoa; Chordata; Mammalia; Primates; Hominidae.
AGUGCUCCCCGGCUUCCGCGGCGGCCGGGCGCCUGGGGCGGGAGAGGAGCCUCUGCGGAGCCUGGGCGCGGCCGGACCCCGGUUCGCGGGGCGCGGCGCCAGCGUCGGGACGGUGGGAGAGUUCUUGAACGACUUCCCGGUCUUUGCCAAAAGUUACAUCCACAGCGGUGUUUGUGGGUCUCUUACGGCUAUAACGGAGUUGAAGGCGCAGUGCGGACUGAUUGAAUAGCGGUCAUCUUUUGCAGCCGUGAGCACUUCCGAGCCUCCCUGCCGCCGGGAGAAAGCCCGGCUCCCCUGGCUUUUCAAAAGCUCUCCCGUUUUAUCCGAUGGUGUGGUCGUCCAAGUUUUCCUCCAUUGGGAUUUUAAACCGUUUUUUUCCCGCCUUGACUCUUUUGUACUCUAAAAGAACGCGUUUGUUCACUGUUUUGAACCUUUCCAGUUACUUUUGUAGAUUUAUCUCGCUUGUUAGUAAGCCAGCGGUUUUCCAAGUGUGGUUACAACUAUUUUCGUUAAUAGUACCAAGGUCGUGUACAUCGAGUUUUCCAAAGGCUACAUGCUCUUUCAGUCUCACAUGGCAACGAAAACAACUUGUAUGUCUUCACAAGGAUCAGAUGAUGAACAGAUAAAAAGAGAAAACAUUCGUUCGUUGACUAUGUCUGGCCAUGUUGGUUUUGAGAGUUUGCCUGAUCAGCUGGUGAACAGAUCCAUUCAGCAAGGUUUCUGCUUUAAUAUUCUCUGUGUGGGGGAAACUGGAAUUGGAAAAUCAACACUGAUUGACACAUUGUUUAAUACUAAUUUUGAAGACUAUGAAUCCUCACAUUUUUGCCCAAAUGUUAAACUUAAAGCUCAGACAUAUGAACUCCAGGAAAGUAAUGUUCAAUUGAAAUUGACCAUUGUGAAUACAGUGGGAUUUGGUGACCAAAUAAAUAAAGAAGAGAGCUACCAACCAAUAGUUGACUACAUAGAUGCUCAGUUUGAGGCCUAUCUCCAAGAAGAACUGAAGAUUAAGCGUUCUCUCUUUACCUACCAUGAUUCUCGCAUCCAUGUGUGUCUCUACUUCAUUUCACCGACAGGCCACUCUCUGAAGACACUUGAUCUCUUAACCAUGAAGAACCUUGACAGCAAGGUAAACAUUAUACCAGUGAUUGCCAAAGCAGAUACGGUUUCUAAAACUGAAUUACAGAAGUUUAAGAUCAAGCUCAUGAGUGAAUUGGUCAGCAAUGGCGUCCAGAUAUACCAGUUCCCAACGGAUGAUGACACUAUUGCUAAGGUCAACGCUGCAAUGAAUGGACAGUUGCCGUUUGCUGUUGUGGGAAGUAUGGAUGAGGUAAAAGUCGGAAACAAGAUGGUCAAAGCUCGCCAGUACCCUUGGGGUGUUGUACAAGUGGAAAAUGAAAACCACUGUGACUUUGUAAAGCUGCGGGAAAUGCUCAUUUGUACAAAUAUGGAGGACCUGCGAGAGCAGACCCAUACCAGGCACUAUGAGCUUUACAGGCGCUGCAAACUGGAGGAAAUGGGCUUUACAGAUGUGGGCCCAGAAAACAAGCCAGUCAGUGUUCAAGAGACCUAUGAAGCCAAAAGACAUGAGUUCCAUGGUGAACGUCAGAGGAAGGAAGAAGAAAUGAAACAGAUGUUUGUGCAGCGAGUAAAGGAGAAAGAAGCCAUAUUGAAAGAAGCUGAGAGAGAGCUACAGGCCAAAUUUGAGCACCUUAAGAGACUUCACCAAGAAGAGAGAAUGAAGCUUGAAGAAAAGAGAAGACUUUUGGAAGAAGAAAUAAUUGCUUUCUCUAAAAAGAAAGCUACCUCCGAGAUAUUUCACAGCCAGUCCUUUCUGGCAACAGGCAGCAACCUGAGGAAGGACAAGGACCGUAAGAAGUAAGAGGCCCAGCCACCCUCCCUGGCAGCCCUGCCCACACUUGUCACAUUGCCCUGUCGGAUCUUCCUAGCGCUUCUUACUUCUGCUUCCUUAUGCUUUGUCUUCCUUCUCCAACUAAAUGUCAGCUCCUGGAGAGGAGAGACCUUGUCCCUCUUGUUCACUGCUGUUUCCCCAGCAUCCAGAACAGCACCUGGCACAUGUUAUGUGUUCAGUAUUUGCCAAAAUGAAUGAAUGAACAAAAUAAAAAUACAUCACAGUGUGAAAAGGAUCAGUUAGCUGGGGGAAAAUGGCUGCUCUUAUUGAAUAGCCCAGCCGUGGCCCUAGUACACAGCUAAUGGCUGCUGACCUACCAUGAGUUAUUUUGAAUUUCAUGUCUAAAUAAAGCUGUGCCCUUUGUUGGGGAAUUAUAGACAUAAGAUAGUAUUUUAUUGAAUUAAUUCUUAGGUUCAGUUUUUUAGAACAAAUUCUACUGAUACUGAUUUUGUGAGAAUUUUUAUUUUAAUAAGGGAACCAGGCUGUCGAUUCGAACUCCUGUGCAUUGAUGUCAGAGCUUGUGAAACCAAUGGUGGACGUAAAGACGCAGAGAAAGGUAGAGAGGGCCACAGUGCAAGGGGGCAGCCAUGAGUAGCAUGUGGAUGAUAAUCGCAAGGCGUGUAGGUUUGGGGUAUGUGUUAAAAUCAGUUACCCAAGUUUUAGAAAAUAAGUUUAUUUUUCCUUUUUGAUAAUUUCCUUCUGUACUUUGUGUCCCUUGUUUUAUUUCUCCCACUUAAGUAUCCCUGUCGGUUUAACUAUUUGGCUCUUGAGGAAAUUCAUCAUGCCUUGUUCUAUUCAGAAUGCUCAUUUGGGGGACUCUGCCUCAGUUUACUCUAGCUACCUCUGUGCUAGCAGCGUUGCAUGCUCCCAUGUUCCCCACAGAGCAACACAUCUGGUUUAAUGCUCUCACUGCAUCUAUUUCAGACCCAUUUUCAGAAUAUUGCAACUCAACUUUAAAAUAGGAAAACAUAACCUUGGCCCAUUGGUGGCUUUCAAUUUUUAAAUAUGGAGAAGUAAACCACAGGACUUUGGCAGAUUUUAUUGGCUUAUAUAUUUUACAGGUAUUUUUGUUUGUUUGUUUGUUUUUUUGGAAAAGAGGAAGGAAUUCUCAUGUAUGAUCUUUCAAUGCAAGCUCUCCAAGGGCAUGGAUCUUUAUCUUGUUCAUUGAUAUAGCCAUCCCCAGAGCCUAGAGCAGUUGUCUGGUACAUAGUAGGCAUGCAAUUAUUUUUGAAAGAAUAAAUAGUAUAAAAGCUGUAUUUUAUUCAAGCAUUGAAUUUAGAAAGAUAAACUAUAAAUUUAUUACUGCUUUUCAACAUGCUUUGGAUUUUAAAGCUAAUGGAUCUUUUAUUAAUACCUUUUUUCCUUUCAUCUUAACCCAGUGUUACUAAAAUUAGAUUUCCCAUUUUUUCCCCUAUAUGAAAGAUAAUUUACAUUUACCUUGUAAAAAUUAUCACCCUGCUCCACUUGAGAACCCUGCUGUUGUUUGCAAAAUCAGGACCAAGCCCAUAUUUUUUGAGAGCUCUCUAGAAGAAUUUAUCUUCAAGAAAAUAUGGUUUGGUGUUUUUGGUUUUUUCUUUUCUUUUUCAAAGUCCCAUGGCCAGAUAUCCUAUAAUAUACUAGAUGCAUGUUUGCUAAUUUUUACUUGAAUUUUUUUUAAAUUGUACCAAUCAAAAGGUUCUUUUUCUUUCCAGCUCCAAUUUUUUGUAAAACAGAAGUUCCAGAGCACAGAAGGUCAUCAUCACAAGCAAACUUUAUUAAAAAAAAACUAGAAGUGUGCUUUGAUUUUGCUGUUAUUUGUUUUAUCACUUCUAUAUUUGGUGAACAGCCACAGUUACUGAUAUUUAUGGAAAAGUACUUUCAAGUACAAGGUCAAUACAUAAGCCAGAGUGAAUGAUACUACAAGUUGAGCAUCUCUAAUUCAAAAAUCUGAAAUCCAGAAGCUUCAAAAUCUGAAUCUUUUUGAGCACUGACUUGACCCCACAAGUGGAAAAUUCCCCACCCGACACCUUUGCUUUCUGAUGGUUCAGUUUAAACAGAUUUUGUUUCUUGCACAAAAUUUUUGUAUAAAUUACUUUCAGGCUAUAUGUAUAAGGUGGAUGUGAAACAUGAAUUAUGUAAUUAGAGUCGGGUCCCGUUGUGUAUAUGCAGAUAUUCCAAACCUGAAAUCCAAAACACUUCUGGUCCCUAGCAUUUUGGAUAAGGGAUACUCAGCUUGUACCUAUAUAUUCAUAUAUAUUCACUGUUGUUAGAAAUGUUUAAGUUGCUGUUCUGUGAUGAAUCUAAAUCUUUUCUCUUGCUACCAAGCUAUUGUCACUGCAGUGCAUUAUACCAAAGAGCGAAGUCAGUGCCACUGAAAAUACAGAACCCAUUAAUAUCGUGGCUAUCUGAUUACAUUUAUAUUCCAAGAUGAACCUUUUUUAUAUAUGCUAAAAAUUUUGGGGAAUAUGUUUUGGGAUGUAUUAUGGAGCUAAAACUCUAACCUCUUAAUAGUUUUAUAGAACUUAAAAAUUUUUUAUACAAUUACCCAAUUGGUGAUAUGAUCUUAAGCUUUUGUGUCAGAUUAUUUAAUAUGAUGACUUCAUGCUUUAUUAUGCCUUAUUAUGGCUGACGUAUUACUGUGGUGAAACAAAAUAUCUUUAAAAGUUAAAACAUCCAGAUAUAUAAGCUAUUUUUUCCUAAGGAUAAAGUACCUUUGAGCAUGAGUGUAUCACAGCUUUCAUUAGGAAAACUUUUCAUUACAUACUUGUUUAAACUCUGUCUUCCAGGGUAAAAAUAAUAAGGUUGAAUCAUUUUAUUAAAAAUACUUUUUAAGAAAAUAACUAUGAACAUCUGAAUAUUAAAGAUAUAAAAAUGCACAUAAUUCAUAUUUCAGGUGGUAUUUGCAUUCAGUGCCUUACUGGUAUUCUCAGAACAUUUUAAUGAUUUCUAACAUUUCUUAACAGUCAUAGAUAUAUACAUUUUCAUUUUUUGUACUUGAAUAUUCUAAAUAAAACUGACAUUUACUCUUGACAAAUAAAACAUAUAUUUACUAAAAUGUGUUUAAUUUUCCUUUCUGAAAACUCUCAUUUUAAAAACGUUCAUUUAAUUAUGUAUUUGAAUUAUUUUGGAGAUGAGGUAUUUUAUGAGUAUUUUCAGACAAUGAAACUUAUUAGUCUGUGUCAGAUUCUGAGCAAUCAUAGAGUCAUCUAAGUUGUAAAUAAAACCUUGCAUAGCACAA